Molecule: messenger RNA, 801 nt
Organism: Liolophura sinensis
Lineage: Eukaryota; Metazoa; Mollusca; Polyplacophora; Chitonida; Chitonidae
Product: G-protein coupled receptor 135-like
Exons: 1
Coding region: 1-801 (266 amino acids)
Biological process (GO): G protein-coupled receptor signaling pathway
Cellular component (GO): membrane
Molecular function (GO): G protein-coupled receptor activity
Source: RefSeq, a predicted model, not a curated record
AUGGUGUACAUCGCCACCGACAGAUAUGUUGCCGUAGUACGGCCUUCACACUUGAAAAUUGGAGGGCGAUUAGCCGCCACGUUUAUUAUCAUCGCAUGGUUAUUGGCGUUAGUCGUUUCCAUUCCUUGGGAUGUCCAGUCGGAACAUUUGAGCCUUAUAGCAGAACCAGAGACUGGAAAACAGACCGUAGUGUGUCGUAAUUUUCUCCCGCCUCCGUCUAGAAAUGAGAUACAUCGCUACAUAGUAACAGUUACUCUGGGACAAGUUCUACCUCUCAUAUGCACCCUCUACUGCCUUGUGAUAAUAUCUAGCAAAGUGUACUCUGUACAUGUUAAGAUAAGACCGUCUGUUGUGCCAUUAAGCCAUCUGCUGUUCCACUCUGAGAUGCGAACAGCCACAACUGUGAUCAUCAUGAUAUCCCUACACGUCCUGUGCUGGCUACCGUAUAUAGUGCUCACCGUUAUGUCCUGUAUUAGCAGUCUGUACCUUCCGGAGUUCUGGUACGACCUCGCCAUUUGGCUCACCUGGGUUAACAAAGCCGUCAAUCCAACAAUAUACGCACUGAGGAACAAGACUGUGUCCCAGUAUUUUAGGGUAUGUGUUUGUUGUUUUCGACGAAGGAAAGUUAGACGACCUGAUAUAUACAAAUGGACAGAGCAGCGCCCAAGAGCCACAAGCAUUGCCUCUGAGAACAGGUUACAGCCUUACAGCCCCAACAUCUUCUUCGCUCGUUCCAGUGUUGACAGUGACAUUGCGCUGACAUCCGCUUCUGGUGACAUGAGGCAGUCCAGUAUUUACUGA